Messenger RNA from Oryza sativa Japonica Group (Japanese rice), 1904 nucleotides. RefSeq lists its product as uncharacterized. The record is from RefSeq and is a predicted model, not a curated record. Lineage: Eukaryota; Viridiplantae; Streptophyta; Magnoliopsida; Poales; Poaceae.
CAAAAUCACACUCUCCACACAUCAAAUCAGGAAGAUCAUAGCACAGUUGCACACAGUCUUGAUCAGCAAUGGCAUCUCACAGAGCUGCUGUUUUUGCUGUUCUUACGCUGCUACUUUCAGUAGCUGCAAUUGCAAUGGCUAGGCCAAUCAGAAGAAGCGAUUUGGGCUUGGGCCUUGGCGCUAAUGGUGGGCUAGGUGUAGGACUAGGACUUGAUAUCGGACUAGGUGGUUCCGGCUCGGCAUCUAGUUCAGGCCAGGGCUCGGGUUAUGGGGCCUGGUCUGGGCCAAACGGUGGUUCUUACACUGCGUCAGGUCAUGGGUUGGGCUUGGGCUCCGGAUAUGGGUAUGGAUCAGGAUCCGCGUAUGGAGCUGGUAAUGGGGGCUCUGCUUCGGGUUGUGGCUCUGGCUCAACAUCUUGCUCGGGCUCAGGAUCAGGUUCCGUAGGACUAGGGACAUCGAUUAACGUUGGUGUGGGUGUAGGAGCCAAUGGUGGCACUAACGGCGGGUCAGAUUGCGACACUGGCUCUGGGUCAAACUAUGGCUCUAGCACAGGCUCAAGCUCUGGCUACGGGUCGGGUGGAGUUUCCUACCGCUCACGUGGUCAUGGCGGGUCUUCUAGUAUUGGGUCAGGUUCGGGGGUUGGUUUAGGAGCAACUUCUGGUGUUGGUGCCGGUUCUAAUGUUGGGCCAAGUGGUGGUUGCUCGACUUGUGGUUCUGGUUCUAGGUCGGGAUCAGGUGCGGGUGGGGGUUCAUAUUCUGGAUCAAAUAGCGGCUCGUCAUCGAGUUCUGGCUCUGGUUCAAACUCAAAUUCAAUUGGAGGGUCAGGAUCAAGUUCGGGUGCUGGCUCUGGCUCAAGUGCAAGCUCAGGUUAUGGUGGCUCUAGUUCUGGUUCUAUGUCAGGAUCUGGUUCAAGUUCAUCAUCCGGUUCCACAGGGAUGUCAUAUGGUUCAUCAGGUGCUGGCUCAUUCAGUGGAUCAAGCAGCGGUUCAAACUCUAAUGCCGGCUCCAUGUCAGGUGCAAACUCAGGAGCCGGUUCAAGCUCUAGUGCAUAUGGUGCAUCAGGCAGUGGAUCAAACUCCAUGUCGGAUUCAGGGUCAAGCUCAGGAUCGGUUAGUGCUUCCGGAAGUGGGUCGUCCAACUCUGGUGCAGGUUCAGGUUCCAGCUCUUCUUCAUGGUCCGGUUCUAAUUCUGGCUCUGGCACAAUGUCGGGAAUUGACGCUCCGUCAAGUACAGGAACAUCGUCUACUGCUGAAUCAAACUCUGGAUCCGCCACCUCUGUCACCGGUGCAAACUCAGGCUCAUAUUCAAGCGCAUGGUCCAACUCCAACUCCAACUCCGGCUCGACUAUGCCAUCUGGUAUAGGGGUUGCUUCUAAUGCUGGCUCUAGCUCAGGUUCUUGGUCUAAUGCUGGCUCAAACACUGGCACACUCUCUGGGGCUGGAUCCUCUAACUGGUCAAGCUCGACGUCCGGGUCUACCUCAAGCUCAGGUUUAGGUGGUGGGCAAGGGGUUGGAAGCAGAUUCGGUUCCGGAGCCCAACCGACUUUUGGUAUGGGUGGAGGAGGUGGGUUUGGAGCGGGUUACGGAUUUGGAGCCGGAGCCGGAGGUUGGGGUAAGCACCAUUAAGAUAAGGUGUUGGGCAGAUUCUUAUAUAAAAAAGAAGGGGGUGAGAAUUUUGGAUCCCCUUGCUCUCAUGGUUGAUUUACAUGUUGUAUUGAGUUCCCUGGGAAUAAGCGAUCAUCAGUUUUCAGUACGCUCAGUUCCUCUUGUACACUAGCAGUAGCUGCUCUUUGUUUCCAACAAAAUGCUUGAAUCGUUGUGGUCAUCGUGACGCAUCAGUACGUACUUCUUCAUAUGUACCGGCAGAUGCUAUCUUGGAAUGAAAUCAUGAAAUCUUUGUGACCA